Entamoeba dispar SAW760 is the source of this 1734-nucleotide messenger RNA. RefSeq lists its product as uncharacterized. The transcript has a single exon. Bases 1 to 1734 code for a protein of 577 amino acids. NCBI's taxonomy places the organism in Eukaryota, Evosea, Mastigamoebida, Endamoebidae. The record is from RefSeq and is a predicted model, not a curated record.
AUGUUUAAAGAUAUAAUCAUCAUGAGUUAUCGUCUAUUCAUGGAAAGUAUUGAAGGAUAUAUUUCUAUUAGACCUGAAGUAACUUAUUUCUCUUUAUUACUGUUAUUAAUAUUAAUUAGUUUGUGUGGUUCAUAUUUUAUUAGAAUGAAUAAACCAAGCUUUGGUCAUCGACCACAAAAAAUAAUAAAUCCAUGUGCCAAAAGUUUAUUAUUAAAAGUUGAUGAAGCUAUUGCACUUAUUAAACAACCAUUAAUAAAACCAUCACCUAUACAUAAUGGAUGGAAUAUAACAGUACCUAAAAUGGUUGAUAUUAGUAAGUUUACUGAUGAUAAUUAUCUUUCAUGGGAAACGGACAGAGAAAGAGUAAAAGAAUAUAUUUCAAAUAUAUCAUCAGGACUUUAUAUUGAACAUGAAGAUAUUUCUAUUAUUCCACGAUCUAUUAAACAUAGUUGGAAAGCAAAUGGGAAAGAAAGUAUUAUAUCAUUAGUUGAAUGGAAUUUUAGUUAUAGAAAACGAUUUAAUUUAUUUAAAGAAGAAGAAGGAGUUUGGAUUGCCCAUAAAGGUAUGGGAACAGUUGGUACAUGUCAUGUAUUAUCAAAAACUGAAUAUCAAAAAUAUUUAAUGAACGUUUAUUCAAUGAAAUGUAACGGUAAUUUUAUUAUUAGAAGUGGAGCUAUUGAUUCAUAUAUUCGACUUCGUCAAUUUAUUCAAGUGUUAGUAAAUACAAUAAAACCAAAUUCAUUAAAACUUUCUUUUAAUCAAAGAAUUAAUCCAUUACAAUUAUCUUCUACAAUUAAAGUAUGUUCGAUUUCAUUAGUUAGUACUUGUAAAUUUGCAAUAACUGAAAAAAAUAUUGCAGAAAGACAACAUCGUUUAUUACAAGAAAAAGUAUGGAAUAAAAUGAAAAUUGAAAUAACUCAUUUAAAUUAUCAAUUUAGUUUAAAUGAAUUAUUUGGUAUUUCUAUUGGAGAAACAACUUCAAAAGAUAUUAAUCAAAUUAGUUUAUAUCAAUUAAUUGAUUGGUUUAAGAAAGACAUUCAUUGUAAAGAAGAUAUUACAAUAUUAGAACUUAUUAAAAUUUUAUCAGGAAAAGAAAAACAACGUGCAAUUUUAUUACGUUCAAUUCUUGAUGGACAUGAAAAAUUAAUAAUCCAAAGUAGAGUUCAAGAAUUAUUAAUUCUUUGUCUUUAUUUAUUAUUAUCAAAUAUUGUUAUUUGUAUUAAUUGUAAAAGUGGUUGUGAUAGAACAGGUAUGGUUUUUGCACUUGCAUCUUCACUUUGUCAAGUACUUGAAACAAGAGAAGAAUAUUUAGAAGAUAUUGUUUAUGUUGUUCUUCAUUUUGAUGCUAUUGGAAAAGAAAUAAAAAAUGAGUUUGAUACUUCUUUAAAGAAAAAAGAGAUUAAUGUUAAAGAACAAUGUGAAUUGUGGAAUCAAUUUAUUAUCAAUAAAGCUGCUAAUUCAUAUUCAAUAAAUGAUAAAGCAAAAUAUCAUUUAAUAUUUGUUGAAUUACAAAAUUGUAUAUUUGGUAAUUUAAUUGAAGUUGGAUUACCAAUAACAGUUUUAUCAACUGGAGUCUGUGGAUUUAAAUAUGGCAAAGAAAGUUCAUUUUUUAAAAAUCCACAUAUUUCAAAUGGAUUACCAUUUUAUAUUAUAAGUGCAAAUAAAUCAUUUUCUCAAGUUACUUUUAGAAAAUUAUUAGUUGGAGCAAGUAAUUUACGUGGAGGUUCUGAUUAA